Molecule: messenger RNA, 3958 nt
Organism: Chelonoidis abingdonii (Abingdon island giant tortoise)
Lineage: Eukaryota; Metazoa; Chordata; Testudines; Testudinidae
Gene: MTMR11
Product: myotubularin related protein 11
Biological process (GO): phosphatidylinositol dephosphorylation
Cellular component (GO): membrane; cytoplasm
Source: RefSeq, a predicted model, not a curated record
AAAAGGGCCCGGGCUCCUUUAAGACUGCGGCAAGUUUCAGCCUCUUCCCAAGACCCAGCGGGUCAGUUUCCCCAGGCGAAGUGGGGUGACCCGCAGCUGAGCGGAGCUGCCCCCCGGGAAGGAACCAGCCCCACCCGCCAGCACCUUGCGAGGGCCCCGCCCCCGCUGCAUCCUCCCACCUGGGGCUGCCUCCUGCCGCGGCUGGGAGGCGAGUUUCUCCCGAGCCGCCUCGCCACGCAGGGUCCCCCCUGGCCAGCGCGCACCGGGCACCUCCCCUGCCAUGGACUGAGCGCGCUGCCGUCUCCGCCGGGAGCUGGGACUGGCCCCUUCCCUGCUGGGGGGUUCACCCCCCCCUGCUCCCCGCUGGGGUUUUUUUAUGGGGCAGCAAGAGACUCGACCAUGUUAUCGGGCUCCAAAAACUCCUUUAAAAUCCAGCAGCACGAGCCGGGCCCUGCGCUGAGAGGUCCAAAGUCCUCUGCCAUGAACAGCAGGAGAAACAGGAACUGCCAGGCUUUCCCAUGUAUCCCAGGGGAACAUGUCCUGGAAGCGGCAGCUCACGUGAGGAAGAUCGUCCGCUCCAGGGAUGGCGAAGGAUCCGUCCUGGGCACACUGUACUGCACCAACCUGAGAGUUGCCUUCGUGCCAGAGCCAGCCCCUGGUGACACAGUGGGGGCCCCUCGCUGUUCCACUUGCCUGCAUAGUGAGCACGACAUGGCCCUGCCCUGCAUCGGGAGGCUGGUGGCAGUGAACAGCUUCACCAAGGCCAAGGUGCUGACGGCCAGCUCUACCCUCAAGUUCAUCCCGGAGGAGCUGGUCCUCUACUGCCGGGACUUCAGGGUGCUGCGUUUCCGCUUCUGCAACAGCGGCUUGGAGUCCCGGGCUUGUCAGGUGACGCUGGCCAUUGUGCAGGCUCAGGAGAGCAGCAGCGCCAGCGCGGGAACAUGGUACGACACUGGCGCUAUAAGGAACCUGGAGAACGCCUGGCUGAGCACGGAGGAGUCGUCGUCCCCCUCGACGCUGCUCUUCGAGAGGCCCUGUGACUGGGAGAAGGAGCUGAGGCGGCUCGGGGCUGCUGGCUGGAGGGUCAGCCCCGUCAACGAGCGCUUCGACAUGGCCACCAGCCUCCCCAAGUACCUCUGGGUCCCCAGCAGGCUCCUGGACAACGAGCUCAAGAGGGCCUUCGGCCACUUCAAUGCCAGGCGCAUCCCGAGGCUGUGCUGGCAUCACCCGGGAGGCAGUGACCUGCUGAGAGCCGCCGGCUUUCACGCCGAUUCAGACCCCGAGAAGGAAGACGUGAGGUCUGUGGAAGCGCUGAUGCUCGCUGGCCACGCCCAGUGCGUGAUAGUGGAGACAACCGCCGACCUGCCCAGCCCUGCAGAGAUCCAGCUGUCUUACCUCAAGCUUCGGGCCCUCUGCCUUCCUGACUCCUCUGUGGCCGAUGAGAAGUGGCUCUCUGCCCUGGAGGGGACGCGCUGGCUGGAGCAUGUGAGGGCUUGUGUGAGGAAAGCGUGCGAGGUGGCUGCCCUGCUGGCAGAGAGGUCCUGCUCCAUCAUGCUGCAAGAGUCAGACGACCGGGAUCUGAACUGCCUGCUGGCGUCCCUCAUCCAGGUCCUGUCGGAUCCCCACACCCGUACUCAGUCUGGGUUCCAGAGCCUGCUGCAGAAGGAGUGGGUGGUGGCAGGGCACCCCUUCCUCCAGCGCCUCAAUCUCCUCCGGGACAAUGACCGUGAGGAGUCUCCGGUGUUUCUGCUUUUCCUGGAUUGCGUGUGGCAGCUGCUUCAGCAGUUCUCAGCAUCCUUUGAGUUCACAGAGACAUACCUGAUAGCCCUCCAUGACAGCAGCUACAUACCCUUCUUCAGCACCUUUCUGUUUAACUGCCAAUGGGAGAGAGAUCGCAGGAAUCGGCACCGUGCCUCCAACCAGAUCUACGCGCCCGUCAACGGUUGGCGGGAACCCCCUCCCCUGGAGAUCCUGCAGAAGGGUGGCCGCCUGGCGAAGGAGAGAGGUGGUCCCUACUUGCCCACCAUCUGGGACUGGGCGCUGCGCUACACCGCCCAGCAGAGGGCGCAGUUCAGAAAUCCCGCCUACGCCAGAGGCAGCGGCAGCACCACUGUUCCAAAUGGCAAAUCUGCCCCACUAGGGGGCGAUAAGCUUGAAGCUGCCUUGUCUGGGAGCGGCACUAUGUACCUGUUUGCCAAGGGAGCCCUCUCGCCGCAGACCCACCUCUUCCCCUGGAAGAAUGGCUCGCUUUCCAAAAAGGGCUGGUGGCGGGCUCAGUCCUCAGAGAGCCUCAGCGAACAGGACCGGUCCUUGAGGAGCAGUCCCAGUGGCUGCCCCCUGCAGCCUGAGGGGCUGCUGCUUCCUGCCUCUGUGGGCCCCCUGAUCCGGCUCUGGAGAAGGUGUUACCUGCGGGGGAGCCAGGAAGUUCAGACUCCUUGUGCUUCCCACUGCUAUUGGGUGGAGCAGCAUAGCCUAGCAGACAGAGCACUGGCCUGGGACUCAGGAGAUCUGGUGGCUGUUCCUGGCUCUGCCACUGAUUCUCUAGGUCACCUUGGGCGAGUCAUCUAGUUUCUCUGUGCCUCAGUUCCCCUGUGUAAAAUGGGGAUAAUCCUGCCCUGUUUCACAGGGGGUUGUGAGGAUAAAUACGUCAUUAGUGGUUUCAUGGGGUCUGAUACCACAGUGAUGAGUGUCCAAUUAAAAACUGUAGAUUAGUAGCAAAUUACCUCUCUGUCGAAUCUGGGUGUGGGGACAGGCCAAGGAUGGUAAUGAAGAUAUACUUUGUGUGUCUCCUUUAGGUAGGUCAGUAUUAAUACCCCCUUGUGCAGAGGGGUAAACUGAGGCAAAGUGAAGGUGGCACAACAAGUCAGUUGCAAGAGAACCCGGGAGUCCUGAUUCCUGUAUUAAUUCUUGUUACGAGGGCGCCUGGAGAGCAGAGCCCUGUUGUGCUAGGUGCUGUCUGAACAGAUAACAGAGAGGGUCCCUGCAGAAUAGAGCUGGGCCCAGUUUUUUAGAUCCAGGGAGGCUGCAGCUGACCCAGCUGGGGGGUGGGGCAUAAGUACACAAACAUCGAAGAAACCUCUGGAAAGAGGGACCCAUAAAUAAGUGGUCGAUGAUGCCUUGUCACUUUCGGUUUCCUUAAAGAUUGUGAUUAGAAACAGACUUCCCUGGCUGAGCCUCCAGAGCACUACUGCACACUGGCCAUUCGCUAACUACUGAGGUGCUCCCUCUCCCAGCACAGCCUGCCGAGGGCAUCAAAUGUUCCUGGACAUAGGUGUUAGAACGUAGCACGGCUCUCUGGGGGGCAGGGGAACAUGGCUCUGGUUUGGCCACUGGCAUGGCUUAGAUCUCAUUAAUGAUCUCAAUCCGCCUGAGCCGGAAGACUCAAAAUCCCCGGCAGCUGGCCAGUGGGCUCGUGCCAGGCCUGGCUGCUCCGGUGAUUUGUGUAAAAUACUUUGUUAGUCUGUAUGGGAAAGGCUCAGGGCUGGAACAACUGGAGGGGCAUCGGUCGAGCAAGGUGUAUGGCAGGGACCGCAGGCCUGGGAUAGCAGCAUCUGCUGCAGGUCAGGAUAGACAGGUAUUGGUGGGUCUGCACCAGGCACCCAGCCUGCUGCAGGAUGGAGGGGCAUGAGCAGAGCUGUGUUAUCUGCCCGGAUUGUUCCAGCCAGGGCUGACUCGGGUUAGGAUACAGAGCUGUGCGGGGAGCUCGUCGGGUCCCCCUCAAGCCCUUGCACUAUAUUCGAGUCUCUCACUCGCCUCGUCACCUGCUCCAGGGCCUGGAGCUCACACCUAGCUGCUGCACGUGCUCCCGGUGUGGACUCAGCCAGCCCUGAGCCACCCUGACUGUCUGUCUCUGACUCUCCCCAUCAGCGGGGCCUCUUUGCCUCCACGCUCGGUGAACUCGCGGAGGAACUGGACCUGCUUCGAGGGCGACUGACAGGCGAGGGGACCUGCUAGGGUG